GGUGGCUUACUGAACCUGCAGGAAGAAACUCUUACUGAGCCUUCUUUUUUCACCACUUUAUAUUUGUAAUCAAAGUUAGCUGUGAACCAUCAAGUUGUUUUUAUAUCCGUUCCUUAUUAUAGGUAGAAUUCUAAUUAAGUCAGUUGAACAAAUUUUCAAAUAUCUGAUCGAAGAAGCCUUGUAGUUAUUUACUUUUGUUGCUUCUGAUUUACUUGUCGAACACUGACAGUGUGCGGUUUGUUGAUAGGCCACUGGUUUGAGCAAGCUAAAAAUCUUCAGAAAAGACUUCCUUUUAAAAUUUUAAGAUCCUUUUGAACCUCUGAAAUUUCAAACAGUAGUUUAGGGAAAUGCAAAACAUGGAUCGAAAGGAUUCUGGUGUAAAUGCACAAUCAAUGUGCACAUAUGUUGUCAGCAGCUCGUCUUUGGGCAACUCGACUGAAUCUCAGGUCCUGCAAUCUUCAAUGUCUGAAAGUUUAAGCCUGAAGAUGGGAGUUCUGCCUCAACACUUUCAUAACACCAAACAGAUGAGUUUUCAAUUCCAGGACCAGGACUCAUCAUCAACUCAAUCAACUGGUCAAUCUUGCCCUGAAGCAGCUGGUGCUGGAGACAGCAAUAUUUAUGGGCAAAGUUUAAUUUUACCAUCAUCAGGACCACAAAACUAUGUCGUCCCUCCUGCACAAGUUGAUUAUAGCAAAUCAAUUUCUCAUAUUCCUCUCCAUUCUGCCAAACCAUAUUUUGUCAGUGUAGCAACGACUGCUUAUGGAUCGCAAGCUUUGUCCCAGCAGAUUCAUGCUCAUGCGAUGGCAAUGCUUCCUACUCGUGCUCCGCUGCCACUGGAUCUUAAAGAAGAUGAACCGAUUUAUGUUAAUGCAAAGCAGUAUCAUGCUAUUCUCAGGCGAAGACAAUAUCGUGCAAAGCUCGAGGCUCAGAACAAACUCACAAAAGUUCGAAAGCCGUACCUGCAUGAGUCUCGUCAUCUUCAUGCGUUAAAACGAGCUAGAGGGAGCGGUGGGCAAUUUCUCAAAACAAAGAAAUUCCAACAAUCCAAGAGCAUUCCGACAAGCCACAGACCGGACAUGUCCAGGUCACCUCAACUACAUUUGUCUGCAAAACUCUCCAAAACAGAAGUUUAUGAGCGGGCAAAUUUCAAAGAUGCUGCUUCGGCUACCUCGUGCUCUGAUGUCACAAGUGGCUCCAACAGUGAUGAAAUGUUUCAGCAGCCAGAUUUAAGGUUUUCUAGCUAUCGUCCUGAUCAUAUAGGUCAUGCCGGCAAUAUCCACGGUGAUGGGAACAUCCAUCAUCUUUCUGGUCUCGGCUGAUAGCCAAGAUAGAUUCUAU
Messenger RNA from Hibiscus syriacus, 1338 nucleotides. RefSeq names its product nuclear transcription factor Y subunit A-3-like. The coding region runs from base 348 to 1319 and encodes 323 amino acids. Lineage: Eukaryota; Viridiplantae; Streptophyta; Magnoliopsida; Malvales; Malvaceae. Gene Ontology annotation, cellular component: CCAAT-binding factor complex. The record is from RefSeq and is a predicted model, not a curated record. The transcript has 5 exons. Gene Ontology annotation, biological process: regulation of transcription by RNA polymerase II. Gene Ontology annotation, molecular function: DNA-binding transcription factor activity, RNA polymerase II-specific; RNA polymerase II cis-regulatory region sequence-specific DNA binding.